Molecule: messenger RNA, 1347 nt
Organism: Auxenochlorella protothecoides
Lineage: Eukaryota; Viridiplantae; Chlorophyta; Trebouxiophyceae; Chlorellales; Chlorellaceae
Exons: 4
Coding region: 1-1347 (448 amino acids)
Source: RefSeq, a predicted model, not a curated record
AUGGAUGGAGCUGCCUUCCCUGAGCUGCACAGCAUAGUGGCCGCGUCUGACGACCCCCGCAUCUGGGUCUUUGCGGAGUGGAUUGGGCCCGACUUUGCAGCCAAGACGGAGGAUGGGAUGUGGUCGCCCUACUACCAUGCCCUUUUAUACAACCUGACAGACGAUGCAGUGUUUGCCUGCCCCGAGGACACCACCUGGCUGCUGGUGACCAACGGCGACAACGAGUACGCCGACUCCUUCCUGGCCCGCGCGGCGGCCGAGGCGGCGCGCGGCUCGGCCGAUGUCGUGGCCUUCGACUUCUACUCGCGCUACCAGCGCCCCACCGCGCCGCAGUGCGAUCGCCUGGCCACGCUGCCCGCCCCCGCCCCCGCCUGCAAGCGCAACCGCCUGGCCUGGUGCCACACCGACCUGGGGGCCUACGUGCUGCGGUACGCGCGCUUCCUGCGCGAGCGGCGCGGCUUUGGCGCGGGCGCGCGCGCCGUAGCGGCGCCGGACCUCGGCGCGGAGCAUGCCGACGGCCUGCUGGCGGCAGCGCUGGCGGCCGACGGCUGGGCCGCCGCGCACGUCACAGACGCCUGCCUGUUCAGCCACUCGCCCUCGCCCCAGGCCUGCGCCUGGGGCGGGGGGGUCUGGGACGACCGCGACAUGAUGACGUGGCAGGCCGGGGGCGGGGCGUGCGUGUCGCGCCAGGACCUCGACUGGAUCAUGGAGCACGACCCGGGGGCGGAGGUGGUGGCGGUGGCCCUGUCCUCUGAUGGCGACAUAGCAGGCAGGCGGAGGGGGGGGGAGGAGAGGGGUGGGCGGGUGUGUGGUGUGGGGUUGUGCGGGCGGGGGGCGAGGCGGGCGGGGGGCGAGGUGGCGGGGGUGCUCGCGAGCGACGCCGAUGGGAGGGUGGAAGGGGGCGAAUGCCUGCACGUGAUGGGGCGCCCACCACAUGCAUCGCUCCUGCCAGAGGGCACAAAGAUCAGCAGCUGGGCUUUCUGUGGGGAGGGUCAGGCACACUCCGCGUUCAGGGGCCGCGCAGCACCAUGCCUCUCGUGUGUGCUCCACCGCCGACCAGCCCAGCACGAUGACACCUGUUCCCAAUACCCCAUCCUCUCAUGUGCAGGGUUUGGGAGCGCGGCAGGGACCACAGCAGUCGACGCGGCAGGGCAGCUCACCAUCCAGUGCAUCCGGCGGCGAGACUACCUGAGCGAGGAGGUGUGGGGUGGCGGCCAUGGACUGGGGGCCGAGCAUUACACCCCUGCAGGGUCGCACCCGGUCAUGGUGAAAGGCAGCGGGAUCAAGUCAGGACAAGCAAAGAAGCAGGGCACACGGCAGAGACUCAUCAAUGAAGGGGGAGCGUGA